AACACCGCACAAGCGAGCAGUUUGUGUUGCGCCUCUCUGGCCGUGGCCCGCUACAGGGAUGGGCUCCCCAAACCCCUGGCUCAGCAACGGCACUUGCUACUACGCUGCCGGGAAGCAAGCCGACAAUUCUUUCAUUCCCUGCGGUAAUGAUGCCAUUGGCCACAAAAGUUGCUGCACUGCUGGCGAUGUGUGUCUGAGCCAGAAUGCCUGCUACGACGCGGCCUUUGGCCUGACCUAUCUCGCCGGCUGCAGCGAUCCCGAGUACAAAGACGAUAUCUGCCCAAGCAAGAAUUCAUACACAGACAGCCCAUGGGUCGGUCUCGUGUACUGUACUCCCAAUCGCUGGAUGGCUUGUGCCGAGAAGGGCAAGCCAAGCAAGAUCAGGUUUCCGGACAGCUGCACGUGUCCGCCUACAGUCACCGCAGCGUUCACAGCUGCGGGAAAACUCUUUGACAUGGCCAGGCUCCCCGGUAGCUUGGGUGGAAGCAUUGAAUGGUCUUCUGAUUAUCUCCCGCCCACUUCAUCUACGUCCAGCUCUACUCAGUCGACAAGCCUAGGUGACAGCUCGGAUGUUCCUUCAUCAUCGCCGACAGCACAGGCGACACCCACCACAGCACCCAUGGCAACACCCACGGCAGCACCCACAACAACACUCACGGCAGCAUUAACGGCAUCAUUAACGGCAACAUCAACCGCGACAUUGUCUUCGACCUCCACUUUGGCCAAUCCGACAAUUUCGGUAAAUAGCAACGCCGACUCCGGGCUCGGCGCUGGCGCAAAGGUGGGAAUAGGAGUCGGCGCAACGAUUGGCGGUCUGUUAUUUCUGGGUGCACUUUCAGCAUUAUGGAUGCUCUACCGCCGAAAACGUAAGGACUUGCCCGAAGAGCAAUGGACUGGGCCUGUAGGCGAUCCGAAAUCCGGGUCAAUGGGGCCAGGGGAAAUGCCAAUGCCCACACUCCCCGUAUUACCGCCAGAGAUGAGGUCCGACCAGACAGCAAGGCCACCCUCGGAGCUGCAUGGCAACAAUGCAGCCACGUACAUGUCCAGGAACUCGCCUGGCUACCCCCCGACGAAUUCUCCUGGUUAUCCUCCGACAAACUCUCCUGGUUAUCCCCAACCGAACUCGCCUGGAUAUCCCCCCACGAACUCACCAGGCUAUCAUCUGCCAAACUCUCCUGGCUAUACCUCGGCAAAUUCGCCUGGCUAUCCCCCUACGGUACCAGAGGAGCUAUGGCAUGAUCAGAGGGCAACUGAGAGAGGACGGCAUUAUGUGCCGCCGUAUGCUUCUAAUUCGCCGUAUGCUGACCAUGCUAGGGAGUUGCCAAGCUGAUUUGAGAGCAGAUUUGUGAACAGCAUGACCUGUUAGGAAUGGGGAAUGAGAUCAUUAUGAACGAUAGUUGAUCUUUCAUAUCUUAGCAAUAGUGACGGGACAGAGCUCGGGUUUGAGUUGAAACAUACAGGGGCGCAGUCAUAUCCUGAAAUAGCGAGGAAAUCGGACAUGUCCCGUAAUGGGCACUUGUUUUGCUUUCUCCAUAAGACAGGGUAGACAGAAUACACAUCUUUGAUUCUGCAUCAUGAUGCCGAUUGCAGCAAUUUUUGGGGGGAUUGCGUUGACACUCGCACGAC
Lasiosphaeria miniovina is the source of this 1626-nucleotide messenger RNA. RefSeq lists its product as uncharacterized. NCBI's taxonomy places the organism in Eukaryota, Fungi, Ascomycota, Sordariomycetes, Sordariales, Lasiosphaeriaceae. The record is from RefSeq and is a predicted model, not a curated record. The coding region runs from base 59 to 1330 and encodes 423 amino acids. The transcript is spliced from 3 exons.